Messenger RNA from Colletotrichum truncatum, 1389 nucleotides. Its product is annotated as beta-glucosidase. Gene Ontology annotation, cellular component: fungal-type cell wall; cell surface. The record is from RefSeq and is a predicted model, not a curated record. Gene Ontology annotation, biological process: fungal-type cell wall organization. NCBI's taxonomy places the organism in Eukaryota, Fungi, Ascomycota, Sordariomycetes, Glomerellales, Glomerellaceae.
AUGGAUGGGAAUCAAUGUCUUCUGUGGGGGAUUCAGAAUGCGCUAACGUUAAAUGCUGACAGAAUAUCUAUAACCGACAAUAUGAGGUCCAUCGUUCACCUCACUAUCGCGGCAUCCCUUGCCGCCGGUGUCGUUGCGCAGCCCCACCAACACCACCGUCACCUUCACGUCAAGAAGGAUGCCGCCUCGCCCGUCGAGAAGCGCGAACCCGACCUUGUCGUUGUGUACGAGGCCGGCCCGACGGUGACCGCCUAUGAGCUUGGAGGAAAGGUCAUCACCGAGGAUGAGGCCAAGAAGGGCAUCGAGGACGGAUUGUUCGUUGUCGUUGGAGAGACCAAGCCUACUCCAACCCCCCUACCGUCCCCGUCUACCUCCAAGGCCCCCAAGCCUUCCACUUCCAAGGAUGCCCAGUUCUUCGAGGCCAAGGUCGCGAAGACCUCGACGACUCCUACUCCUACUCCUACUCCUACCCCGGAACCGACCACUUCGUCCUCCAGUAGCCAAGCGCCUUCCUCCACGCCGUCAAGCGGUGGAUCUGGCGGCGCCAAGGGCUUGACCGCCGAGUUCCCCAGCGGCGAGAUCGACUGCUCCGAAUUCCCCUCCGACUACGGUGCUGUCCCGGUUUCAUACCUCGGUACGGGCGGCUGGACCGGCGUUCAAAGAACCCCCAACUACAACAUUGGAGAUGCCGCCAUCUCCUUCAUCGAGACGGCCGUUAGCGGUGACGGUGGCUGCACCAAGAACUCCUUCUGCUCGUACUCCUGCCCCGUCGGCUACCAGAAGACCCAGUGGCCCUCGGCCCAGGGCUCGACCAAGCAGUCUAUCGGUGGACUUUACUGCAACAGCAAGGGAAAGCUCGAACUCACCCGUGAAAGCAAGAAGACCCUCUGCGAACAGGGCGCUGGUGGUGUUUUCGUUCAGAACGACCUUGAGAAGCAGUCUUGCGUCUGCCGUACCGACUACCCUGGUAACGAGGCUAUGGUUAUUGCUACUGUCCCUGAGCCCGGCCAGCAGUUGGCUCUGACCAACCCCUACUCUCCCGACUACUACGUCUGGAACGAUAGCCCUACCACCGCGCAAUACUACGUUAACAAGCUCGGCCUCAGCGUCGAGGAUGCUUGCGUCUGGAAGAGCUCCAAGGACCCUCUUGGUGCCGGAAACUGGGCCCCUAUCAACAUUGGUGUUGGCAAGAGCGCUGACGGCAACACCUACCUCUCCAUCUUCAAUAACGCUCCGACCUCCACUGCCAAGCUCGACUUCAACAUUGAAAUCAUUGGUGACGUCAACAGCAAGUGUGCUCUUAUCGACGGCUCCUUCACGGGUGGUGGCACUGGCUGUACUACGGCCAUAUCCGGCAGCGGAAAGGCCGUGUUCCGGUUUUACAAAUGA